GCUUUUAACCUAAAAGUUAUUUGGUUUGAAAGCAUUGUUUUUGUGUAUUGUUUAAAGUUUUUAGUCGCUAGUGGAGAUCUCAUAUAAAACUCUAAUUUAAAAAUGGCAAACACAAACACAGACUUAACGGAAGAGGAUGCGGCAGACCUACAGUUUCCUAAAGACGAUGACCUCUCAACAUUUAGUAGCUGUAAUAUUUUUGACAGCAACGAUUCAACCUAUUGUACAAAUUGUUUAAACGAAGUACAAAGUAAGUACAUUCUGUGUGAGAAGUGUAAAGUGAAUAUCUGUCUAAGUUGUUUUUCAAACGGAGCCGAGUUUUCAAACCACAAAAAUGAUCACGAUUAUCGUGUGUUAUCUACAGACUUUAUUCUAUUUGAAAAUUCGGAUUGGACGGCCGAAGAAGAGCUUAAACUUCUUGAUGGGAUUAGCAACUAUGGUAAUUGGUACCAUUUAACACAAGAACUUCCAAAUAGAUCGGUGAACGAAAUUAUAGAGCAUUAUGAUUAUUAUUAUCUUCAAAGAAAAGGCUGUGAGGGUUUUCCAAAGCCAAAAAUACCAGAUUCUGCAUUAUUUCCACAGUUAGUAGUGCCUUAUAGAUUCCAGCUUAAUCAUUCAGAUGAACCUCCUAGAUAUUUAUCUAACACUAUUGGUAAUAAGUCACUAGCAGGAUAUAAUCCAGCCAGAUCUGAUUUUGAAAUUGAGUAUGAUAAAAAUGCAGAGGAUAUUCUUUCAAAUUUAGAAAUAAUAGAUGAGGAUGAUCCAAUGUAUGACAUUCUUACAAAAUUACAAUGUUCUUUGGUUGAAGCCUAUAAUCGGAGGUUAAGAAAUAGGUACCGAUGGCAUAGUUUAAUUAGAGAUCAUGGACUUUUGCUGAUCAGAAAAACUUACUCCUGGCUAAAAAGGUAUGAAUUUACUAUCCACAAAAAUGUUUAUGAAAAAAUGAUCAGGUUUAUGCAGUUCUGUGAGCCUACAUAUUUUGAAUCGCUGAUGGAAGGGCUACACAGAUGUGGAGAAUUGAAAAUUCAAAUUGCAAGGUUAAUAAAUUUGAAGAGACUUGGCAUUUGUACAUUAGCUGACGGUAGAUUAUAUUUCAAACUCAAUAAGAUCCGCGAAGCCAAUAAAAAGUCUCUAAAACUUUUCAAACAACUUCCGGCUCUCAAUUGGAAGCAAACUAAAGACGCAAAUUUCACGACUUUGGCCAAAUUCAAUCGCCGUCGAAGUGUCGCCCCAAUUGAAAUUGUCGGCAUGCCCGGCUAUGCCCAGCUAUCUACUCAAGAAGCUGAACUGUGCAGUACUGUAAGACUGGUUCCAAUUGCUUACUUCCAACUGAGGGAGACUUUGGUGGCUGAGAACAAAAGAAAUGGUUCUGUUUCCUUACAAACUGCUAGAAGACUGUUGAAAAUUGAUGUAAAUAAGACUAGAAAAUUGUAUGAUUAUCUAAUACAGACGGGAUAUAUUUUAAAACCACCUCCAGUAUAAUCUAGGUGUAAUAUUCAAACAAAAGUAUUUGAUUUAUGUUUAAGUUUAAUGUUUUUUUUUAUUAAUAAUUUUAAUAAAAAUAAAUAAGUUU
This is a messenger RNA of Diabrotica balteata, 1573 nucleotides long. The record is from the annotation of a GenBank genome assembly. NCBI's taxonomy places the organism in Eukaryota, Metazoa, Arthropoda, Insecta, Coleoptera, Chrysomelidae.